Messenger RNA from Triticum turgidum subsp. durum (durum wheat), 1932 nucleotides. The record is from the annotation of a GenBank genome assembly. NCBI's taxonomy places the organism in Eukaryota, Viridiplantae, Streptophyta, Magnoliopsida, Poales, Poaceae.
AUGGUUACGACGGUCCUCGCCGUGACGGCUUCAGCAGCUCCAGCGCCGCCUUCGUUGGGGGCUGCGCGCUUCAGCCCGUGCUAUGCUGGAUUCUGUGACCAUGGAUGCGUCAUGCGUCAUUCCUACGGGCCAAGAGGAAGAGGGGCGGAUGGAAGGGUUGCAGGACCCGCCGUCAAUUUUAGACCGCAAGUUUGUGGACUGAGAUGUUGGAUGGCUGCCAAGAUGAAGCUGCAGAAGGCCCUGAGGAGCCACGGAUGGCAAGUUCAGAGAAAGCUGGGAAUUCGAGGGGACGGUCAAAUUCCUGACUGCUUCGAGGUUGCAUCACGGACUGGAAAGAUAACUCGUCGGAAUGUACAACCUGCUGAUGAAACUGGAGGUAAUAACUCGAUCGAUGACAAAAGUUCAAUGCAUCUGGGACUCAACCACUCUGAAGCUGAUCGUCCUGUACUAGAGGAAGGCGUUGUUCUGUUUGAUAACUUUGAUGACCAACCUGAAAGUGUACCAUCUCUUUGCAUUGCUGUCAUUGGAGCUACUGGCGAACUGGCAAGAAGUAAAGUCUUCCCAGCACUAUUUGCUCUGUAUUACAGUGGUUUUCUUCCUCAGAAUGUUGCCAUAUUUGGAUAUUCUAGAAAGACAUUAGCAGACGAGGAUUUAAGAUCCAUGAUUGAAGCCAAUUUGACCUGUCGGGUAGAUCACCAUGAAAAUUGUGAAGAAAAGUUGAAUGAAUUCCUCAAAAGGACAUACUAUGUCGAUGCAGGACAUGAUAACAAAGAUGGGAUGGCGAAACUAAAUUCGAAAAUGGCACAGAUAGAGGGCACUUGUGCAGCAAACCGGAUAUUCUACCUUGCUGUUCCCCAAGAGGCACUUCUUGAUGUGGCAUUGCCAUUAUCUGACAGUGCCCAAACUAAGCAUGGCUGGAAUAGGAUAAUUAUUGAGAAACCAUUUGGCUUCACUAGUUUGUCCUCACAACGGGUAACACAGUCUUUGCUGUCAAGAUUUGAAGAGAAGCAAAUCUACCGAAUUGAUCAUCUUUUGGGUAAGGAUCUAAUUGAAAAUCUCACUGUCUUGAGAUUUUCUAAUUUGGUGUUUGAACCUUUAUGGAGUAGGAAGUACAUACGCAAUGUGCAGGUCGUUUUUUCUGAAGAAACAUCAGCAGAAACACAAGGGAGGUACUUUGGAAACUACGGGAUAAUCCGUGACAUAGUGCACAGCCACAUUCUUCAAACGAUAGCACUAUUUGCUAUGGAACCACCUGUAAGUCUUGAUGGGGAGGAUAUCCGCGAUGAGAAGGUGAAGGUGCUCAGAUCAAUGCGAAAAGUGGACAUUGAGGAUGUCGUCCUUGGUCAAAUCAAAGAUACCUCUGGUGACGUUGACCGAUAUACAAAAUCAAUGACACCUACCUACUUUGCUGCCGCCAUGUACAUUGACAAUGCACGUUGGGAUGGGGUACCUUUUUUGAUCAAGACUGGAAUGGGACUUAUGGAGAAUAGAGCUGAGAUUCGUAUUCAAUUUCAUCAUGUCCCUGGCAAUAUCUACCGUGAACGUUUUGGUCAUGACAUAGAUCUCGACACAAAUGAGCUGGUUUUACGUGACCUACCCGAAGAAGCCAUUCUCUUGAAAGUCAACAAUAAGGUCCCGGGACUUGGGCUCCAGUUGGAUGCUUCAGAGCUGAACCUACUUUACAGGGACAGGUACGACGUUGAAGUUCCAGAUUCAUAUGAGCAUCUUCUUUUGGAUGUUGUAGAUGGCGAUAGUCAUCUCUUCAUGCGCAGUGACGAAUUAGCUGCUGCAUGGAGCGUAUUGGCACCUAUACUCCAUGAGAUCGACCAGAAGAGUGUUGCUCCUGAGCUCUACGAGGCUGGGGAUAAAGGACCAAUUAAUGCUUACUAUGUCGCUGCUAAACAUGGAGUCCGAUGGGAUGAUGGCUGCUGA